Rhipicephalus sanguineus (brown dog tick) is the source of this 2544-nucleotide messenger RNA. RefSeq names its product protein transport protein Sec23A (gene Sec23). The transcript has 3 exons. Lineage: Eukaryota; Metazoa; Arthropoda; Arachnida; Ixodida; Ixodidae. The coding region runs from base 99 to 2453 and encodes 784 amino acids. Gene Ontology annotation, cellular component: COPII vesicle coat; endoplasmic reticulum exit site. Gene Ontology annotation, molecular function: zinc ion binding; GTPase activator activity. The record is from RefSeq and is a predicted model, not a curated record. Gene Ontology annotation, biological process: COPII-coated vesicle cargo loading; COPII-coated vesicle budding; endoplasmic reticulum to Golgi vesicle-mediated transport.
CACCCGAAUAUUUGCGUGACACUUCUCUUCCUCGAGAAAUCGGGAUCCGUGUGCCUUUCAAUUACGUGGCACACCGCGGUGUCGGGAAAAUUGCCGACAUGGCGACCUACCAGACCUAUCAGGACUUUAUACAGAAGAACGAAGACCGGGACGGAAUAAGGUUCAGCUGGAACGUGUGGCCGUCGAGCCGGCUGGAGGCUACGCGACUGGUGAUUCCCCUCGGCUGCCUGUUCACGCCGCUCAAAGAGCGGCCGGACCUCCCGCCGAUCCAAUAUGACCCCGUCCAGUGCACCCGGCAAACGUGCCGGGCCAUCCUCAACCCUCUGUGCCAGGUGGACUACCGCGCGAAACUGUGGGUGUGCAACUUUUGCUUCCAGAGGAACCCGUUUCCUCCCCAGUACGCAUCCAUCUCGGAGCAGCACCAGCCGGCUGAGCUGAUCCCGCAGUUUUCGACCAUCGAGUACACCAUCAUGCGGGCCGCCUGCGUGCCGCCGAUAUUCCUGUUCGUCGUGGACACCUGCAUCGACGACGACGAGCUGACGGCGCUCAAGGAGUCGCUGCAAAUGUCCCUGUCACUGCUUCCGGCCAACGCUCUCAUCGGGCUCAUUACUUUCGGCAAGAUGGUUCAGGUUCACGAACUCGGAAGCGACGGGUGCGCCAAGAGCUACGUGUUCCGAGGAACCAAGGACUUGACGGCCAAGCAGAUCCAGGACAUGCUGGGUGUAGGCAAGUUCGGCCAGCAAGCGCAGGGCGUUGCGCCGCAGCAGCCUCGCAUGCCUCAGCACCCUCAACAGCCGCAGCACCCACAGCCCAUUCCGCCCGCGAGCCGCUUCCUGCAGCCGGUGCACAAGUGCGACAUGAACAUGUCCGACCUCUUGGACAGCCUGCAGCGCGAUCCUUGGCCCGUGUCGCAGGGCAAGCGCCCGCUUCGGUCCACGGGUGUGGCACUCUCCAUAGCCGUCGGGCUGCUAGAGUGCAGCUACCCGAACACGGGCGCGCGUAUCAUGCUUUUCACUGGCGGCCCGUGCACCCAAGGGCCCGGUAUGAUCGUCGGCGACGAGCUCAAGAUUACCAUUCGGUCCCACCACGACAUCUCGAAAGACAACUGCAAACACAUGCGCCGCGCCAUCAAGCACUACGAGGCUCUGGCUCAAAGGGCCUCCGCAAACGGGCACGCUGUUGACAUCUACUCGUGCGCUCUUGACCAGACGGGCCUUCACGAAAUGAAGUUCUGCCCCAACAUGACUGGUGGCCACAUCGUUAUGGGCGACUCUUUCAACUCGUCUCUCUUCAAGCAGACCUUCCAGAGGGUGUUCUCAAAGGACUCGCGGGGAGAAUUUCGCAUGGGCUUCAAUGCACUGCUCGAGGUUAAGGCGUCGCGGGAGUUGAAGAUAAGCGGCGCCAUCGGACCGUGCAUCUCGACCAACGUCAAGAGCUCGAGCGUCUCGGACACAGAAACCGGUCUUGGUGGCACCUGCCAGUGGAAGAUGUGCACACUCAGCCCCAGCACGACCCUAGGCGUAUUCCUCGAGGUAGCGAACCAACACAACGCACCAAUUCCUCAGGGUGGCAGGGGAUGCCUUCAGUUCAUCACGCAGUACCAACACCCGAGUGGUCAGAAGAGGGUUAGAGUAACAACUGUAGCGAGAAACUGGGCUGAUGCGUCAGCCAACCUGCACCACAUUUCUGCCGGUUUUGACCAAGAGGCUGCGGCGGUGCUUAUGGCACGUCUAGCGUGCUUCAGAGCACAAGGAGAGGACGAUGGAGCCGAUGUAUUGCGCUUUAUCGAUCGGACUCUCAUCAAGCUGUGCCAAAAGUUUGGCGAGUAUGCUAAGGACGACCCAAGCUCUUUCCGGUAUGCAGAGAACUUUUCCCUAUACCCGCAGUUUAUGUUUCACCUUCGGAGAUCACAGUUCAUACAGGUAUUCAACAACAGCCCUGAUGAGACCUCAUACUACCGGCACAUGCUAAACCGCGAGGACAUGACCCAAUCGCUGAUCAUGAUCCAGCCCAUCCUGUAUGCGUACUCCUUCAAUGGACCCCCUGAGCCAGUGCUGCUGGACACAAGCAGCAUCCAGCCCGACAGGAUCCUGCUCAUGGACACCUUCUUCCACAUUGUCAUCUUCCACGGCGAAACCAUCGCACAGUGGCGCAAGGCUGGCUACCAGAACUCGCCUGAGCAUGAAAACUUCCGGCAGCUGCUUCAGGCACCCGAAGAUGAUGCACAGGAGAUCCUGCAGACACGCUUCCCAAUGCCCCGAUACAUUGUGUGCGACCAGGGUGGCUCCCAAGCCCGGUUCCUGCUCUCCAAGGUGAACCCAUCAGUGACGCACAACAAUGCCUACAACUGGGGCCAGCAAGAAACCGGUGGUUCCCCUGUGCUCACAGACGAUGUCAGCCUGCAGGUGUUUAUGGAGCACCUCAAGAAGUUGGCAGUUUCCAGCUCUGCCUGAGUGUCGCAUCAGCAAGCUCCUGUCUUCAUCAGAUGCCUUUAAGCAUUGUUCACUUGUUUUGAGAAUAUAUCAAAGACUGUUUUCCAUUUUA